AUGCGCCCGCCGCCGGCGCACACCAUGCCGCGCUGCCUCGCGCCAGCCACGCUACUGCUGUGCGUCUGCGCCGCCGCCUGGCGUCCUACCACAGACUCUGUCGAGUUCCUUCCGCGCUCUCGGUCACCCCGCCACAUCCACAGCAGGAUUCACCAUCUACACCUCCUCGGAUGGCACCUCGAAUUACAAGAAAAUAGAGCGAUCCGCUCCCCAUACUACAACGAGUGCAAGUUCUAUAAAGGACGGGUAUUGUAUGAAGAAGGAUCUGCGGUUACUGUGACCGAAUGUGGGGGGCAGCUGUAUGGUCUAUUGCAAGUGAACGGUGAGGAUUUUGUCCUCCAACCCACGAACCAACGCUCCGAGGGAAGCCAUGUGUUGCGACGCCGUGAUGUGUUGCUAUCGGAGAGGCCCACUGCAUACAACCUCACAGGAGAUACGGUCAUUGACCUUGACAUAGACUUCGAGGAUGACCCGCCGUCACCCACGAUGCACGUGCGUCCGCGGCACAGUGACCACUUCGACGUUGAACAUUUUCGAAAUGUGCUUCCCGUAUCGAGACCGGUCUCAGGCGCAAAAGGUCUGUGGCUCGAAUUGGCGAUCGUGGCGGACCAUACAAUGGUCAAAUUCCACGGGAGGGAACGGGUGAAACACUAUAUCCUCGCUAUAAUGAACAUUGUUAGCGCCAUCUUUAACGACCACUCGCUGGAGUCGAACAUGACUCUCGUUAUCAACAAACUGUUUCUCUAUGAGGAAAAGGAUUCAGUAAUAAAAUAUGGCAAUGUUAAGAAGUCGCUUGAGGCAGUGAAUAAAUGGAAUUAUAGACAUCUUAUGAAACUGCCGGCAGAUAGCACAGGUUGGGACGCCACUCUAUGGCUGACGCGUGCACAGCUUGGAGGCCCUUCGGGCUUCGCCCCCGUGGCCGGUGUCUGCUCUAGAACCCGUUCGGCAGCUAUAGAUAGGGACGAAGGACUUACCAGCGCAUUUGUCAUCGCCCAUGAGCUGGGACAUUUGUAA
Molecule: messenger RNA, 1014 nt
Organism: Pieris macdunnoughi
Lineage: Eukaryota; Metazoa; Arthropoda; Insecta; Lepidoptera; Pieridae
Source: the annotation of a GenBank genome assembly